This is a messenger RNA of Dentiscutata erythropus, 1525 nucleotides long. The record is from the annotation of a GenBank genome assembly. NCBI's taxonomy places the organism in Eukaryota, Fungi, Glomeromycota, Glomeromycetes, Diversisporales, Gigasporaceae.
UUAUGUAAAUUGUCAAAUUGCAAAAUAUGGUCAAUGGGAUCUUGUAGGUGAUUCUGGUGUAUCUAGUAUGCACGCCGUUCUUUCUCCUAUGACCAGCAAAAUAUUAUUUAUUGAUAGAGUAGAAUUAUCUACAAGAGUCAAUAUAAGUGGAAAGCUUACUUAUUCUGUAGAAUAUGAUCUUGAUACAAAUGAAAUAAGACCUUUAACUACUUUAUCUAAUACUUUUUGUUCUGCUGGUUCUUAUUUGUCAAAUGGUACUGUCAUAAAUUUAGCCGGUGCUGAUGCUACAGAAGGCAUUACUCAAGGAUUUAAUCAAAUAAGAAUGUUUAAUUCUUGUAAUAAUGGAACUUGUGAUUGGAAAAAUGCUGGUACUCUUCUUACAAAGAGAUGGUAUCCAACUGUUGAACAGUUGUCCGAUGGUACUUUAUUUAUCAUUGGUGGUUCAGUUAAAGGUGUUUAUGUUAAUAGUGAGAAAAUAAAUGAAGCAAGUUUUGAAACUUUUCCUUCUAUUACUGGUACAACAACUGUUCCAUUCCCAUUUUUAAAUGAAACUUUACCUUACAAUUUGUACCCUUGUGUCCAUCUUUUACCUGAUGGUUCCCUUUUCAUUUUGGCGAAUCAAAAAGCGAUUAUUUUGGAUACAACUACUUGGAAAAUUAAAGUUACUUUACCGGAUAUUCCUGGUCCUUCAAGAAAUUAUCCAUUGACUGGUGCUUGUACACUUUUACCAUUAGAUUUUAGCAAUAAUUAUCAACCUGAAGUUCUUGUUUGUGGUGGUGGUAUUAAUAUUAAUAAUUCUACUGAACUCAACGACGUUAAAGGUGAUUUUUCUUGUGGACGUAUUGCUCCUUUAUCUAAUAAUCCUACUUGGGAAAUGGAAUCAAUGCCUUUUGGUCGUGUAAUGCCUGAUAUUACAAUAUUAGCUGAUGCUAAUAUUAUGAUUCUUAACGGAUGUUAUAAUGGUACUGCCGGGUUUAAUAAGUGCAGUGAUCCUGUACUCACUCCUAUCCUCUAUAAUCCUAAAGCUGCUUCUGGUUCAAGAUUUACUAUAAUGCAACCAUCUUACAUUCCUCGUAUGUACCACUCCAUCGCUAUAUCUAUUCCAUCAGGUCAAGUACUAGUAUCUGGGUCAAAUCCAAAUAGUAAACCAUCUAGUGUUGGUCCUUUUCCAACUGAAUUUCGUGUUGAAACAUACAGUCCACCUUAUUUAUUUACUGGUGUUCCACAACCUGAGAUUACACUAGCUCCUAAUAGUUUAAUAUAUGGUCAAUCGUUUGAAAUUAAUUAUAAGGCAUAUAGUGGUACUCACAAGGUUAUCGCAAAAUUACAUAAUCCCGGUUUCGUUAGUCAUUCUACACAUAUGAGUCAAAGAUUAGUUUUGCUUGAGAUUACAGCAUCUGAUGAUAGUAAAUUAACUUUGACAGCUCCGGCUAAUGGUUCUAUAGCACCACCUGGUCCAUAUUUAUUAGGCAUUGUAGAUAAUGGUGUACCAUCAGAGUCAAUUUGGAUCAUGCUUUCAAAAUAA